Molecule: messenger RNA, 1848 nt
Organism: Pestalotiopsis fici W106-1
Lineage: Eukaryota; Fungi; Ascomycota; Sordariomycetes; Amphisphaeriales; Sporocadaceae
Exons: 4
Coding region: 1-1848 (615 amino acids)
Source: RefSeq, a predicted model, not a curated record
AUGCCCAUUUUCCGGGGAAUAGAUAUUUCUGUCGUUGCCAGCGCCGAUGCAAAGAGCCUGCCCGAGUACCCUCACCCGGAUGGAUCCUCGGUCCAUCUUGUGUCGCCAGACACUGACAGCGGAAGCCCGAAAGCAGCCGACUCCUCAAUCAUCUCAGAUGGAGAUCCGGCACGACAGAAGAAAACCAACCCUCGCAUUUCAGUCUAUGUCCCGUCCAUGCCUGGUGACCAGUUCUGGUUAAAAUACAGCAUCAUCCGAACACCACCUCCAGCAACCCACCUGUACUUUAAAAUGUUCAUGAACGGCGCGCUCAUUACGUCAUGGGGGAUUCUGGGCGACAUUGAAAAGAAGACCCAACCACAGCAGCCUAUCGGUGGCACCGUGGUCAGAGCUCUGUAUGAGCCGGGAGAGAGAUGGACCAACACCAGCAUGGAUACAGAAGGACGAACGAUCGGUAUAGAAACGAGAUACUUCUUCUUCAUGCCAGCUUUGGACACACAAUCUGCCGCGGAGGAUGGUGGUAUGAUUGAGGUCCAGGUGUUUCGCUCCAAAGGCCGUAGGCGGCGUGCUCCCAAGAUGGCCGAAUUCCGUAACCAGGAAAGAUAUGGAAUCGCCUCACCAAGCGGGGGACUUGUCGAGAACCCUCAAGACGCCAACUACUAUGACUGGCUUCUCAUCGAUCCCAAGGACGCCCCUUUCGCUUCGUUCCGUUUUCAUUACAGAUCAAUGAAGUACAUGCUACAAUUGAACCUCAUUCCGCAAUCCGAAUCCAGAUUUCUCCUACCCACGAUCGACUCAGACUGCUCUACAGGAAGCGAAUCGCCUAUCAGCGAAAGCGGACAACCUGCAGGAAUCGCAUCGACAACUACUGACUUUGUCUUCGAAAGUGAGACCUAUACCAACUCGGUCGUCUGCGGGCCGGAAGGAUCAAGCUUGAAUGAAAAUACAAUAGAUGGGGGUCGUCCAGAGCUCCUGGAUGUUGUCUCAACUGUGGAUGAUGGUCGACAGUCAAUCAAAACUCCCGAGGACCCGGUAGAGGAAGAUAUUUACAACCGACCACUUCCAGAUCCUCCCAAACCGAGAUCACGGCAUGCCUCUCAAUCUUCAGUCCAUUCUACUUGUCCAUCACUCACGCCGUCUGUCGCCAAUUAUGUCGACAACGGCAACCUACUAGAUGAGGAUAUCCGGGUCGGAACGGCACGUACUGUGCUCAGCUCAAUUCCAUCCAUGGUGGAGCUGCCUCAAAGGAAGCCUGAGAUGGGAGAAGGCAACUCCUUCUCUGACUAUGAGCGUUCCUCGCCCUCCUCUGUGGCUUCUUCUUCUUCGCAGGCUCUCCCACCGCCAGAGAGAUAUUUAUCCACGACCGACAGCGUUCUUGAGCAUCAAAUUGCGCAAUUCACAAGCCCUCUAGUUUUACAUUCUUCGCGCCAAAUGCGUCCCCGUGUCCCCGUUUCCGCCUCAGAAAGCACUCUCUUUGGAGAGCUUGCUGUAUCGCCGCUUGCGUCUACCAACUUGAGCGAGUCAGAGUGGAUGGGUCGUAGUCCUUCACCAGUCCAUCGAAGGUCUUCAAGCAGACUCUGGAGUCCCACACUCGGGAAGAAGAUCAUGCGAUUGGCAACAAGAAAGGACCAUAAGAAAUGCCGCCAUAGCGACCUCGGACUGUACUCAUCUAAUGAAUCCCUCGGAGACUGCGCAGUUGAGCACGACUCAGCUGAACUUACCCAGACGGUGAGUGUGCUUGAACAAGAUGUAUCUGACGAUGUCUCCACUCCACGGGGUGCAACCUUUCCAGCAGAUUGUCAGGGGUCUUCCGCCUUGGAUUCUCAUGCUGAACGAUCCACGGGUUAG